UUUCGCGCCACCCUGCUGUCUUCGGAGCUCGACCGUCAUCCUCCUUCGGGGACCGAGGAGGAUGGUUCGAAUAACAGGGCGUCCCCCCUCCUGGAAGAGCUGAGGCGCCGCCUGGGGCGCACCCUGCGCUCGGGGCUCCUGCAGUUCUGGAAAAAGCGCUCGGUCACCAUCAGCGACUACGACCCCAGCUACCGCGUGCUCUACCUGGGCAACAUUGCCACCCCCUACGCCAAGGGCGAGGGUUGCGCCGAUAAGCCCCUGGGCACCCUCUGGCGGAACAGGGCGGGCGGGGGCGCCGCCAUGGAACUGACCGUCUGCAACUCGGGCAUGCGGGCCUCUACCCAGGGCUUCGGGACCACGGAGUACUGGGCCUACCGCGUGACGUACUGCGACGCCCCGGCGGACUACCCGGGGCUCUUCUGCUGGAUUUACAGGCACGAGCGCCCCAAGAUGAAGCAGGAGCUGCGGUGCCACGCCGCCCUCUGCCUGCGCCCCGAGCAGGCCUCCGAACUGGCCGCCGCCCUCAAGGAGAGGCUCUCCCUCGCCCUGCAGGAGUUCCGGCGGGAAAAGUGCGGUUCUGGUGUUCGGCCCAAAAACAAAUUUGAAAUUGAAGUCUUAAAAAACGAAGUCGAAGUUGAAGAGAUAUUCAGUGAUACUAGGUGGUGA
Molecule: messenger RNA, 666 nt
Organism: Uloborus diversus
Lineage: Eukaryota; Metazoa; Arthropoda; Arachnida; Araneae; Uloboridae
Product: protein FAM43A-like
Exons: 2
Source: RefSeq, a predicted model, not a curated record